Messenger RNA from Archocentrus centrarchus (flier cichlid), 918 nucleotides. Its product is annotated as olfactory receptor 11A1-like. Gene Ontology annotation, cellular component: membrane. Gene Ontology annotation, molecular function: G protein-coupled receptor activity; olfactory receptor activity; odorant binding. NCBI's taxonomy places the organism in Eukaryota, Metazoa, Chordata, Actinopteri, Cichliformes, Cichlidae. Gene Ontology annotation, biological process: detection of chemical stimulus involved in sensory perception of smell; G protein-coupled receptor signaling pathway. The transcript has a single exon. The annotation marks the transcript as partial. The record is from RefSeq and is a predicted model, not a curated record.
AUGAUGGUGAACUCAACUGUGUCUUAUUUUAUUCUCAGCACAUAUUUACAUGUAGGAAGUUUGAAAUACUUUUAUUUUGUGUUAAUUGCACUUUUAUACUUUAGUAUAGCUUUUAUGAACACGUCGCUGAUUGUGGUUAUCUGUGUGAACAGAAGCUUACAUGAACCUAUGUACAUGUUUCUGUGCAGCCUGUUUGUAAAUGAGCUGUAUGGUAGUACAGGGCUGUUUCCAUUCCUCCUGAUUCAGAUCCUCUCUGAUGUUCACACUGUUUCUGCUCCUCUGUGCUUCCUGCAGAUUUUCUGUUUGUACACCUAUGGAAGUGUAGAAUUUUGUAACUUAGCCGUCAUGUCUUAUGACAGAUAUCUUGCUAUCUGCUGUCCUCUACAGUACAGAGCACAUAUAACAAAUAAAAAAGUAGUUAUUUUUAUUGCUCUCAUAUGGUUUUACUCUUUUGUGAAAUUCAUUAUCACGCUGUCAUUAAACCUGCGUCUGACCCUGUGUGGAAACAUCAUAAACAGUCUGUAUUGCCACAACUAUCUCGUUGUGAAGUUGGCAUGUUCAGACACCAAACUGAAUAAUCUUUUUGGCCUUUUUGGUACUGUUCUCACUGUUUUAGUCCCUCUGCUUCCAAUCCUCUACUCCUACAUGAAAAUACUCAGAAUUUGUUUUUUUGGCUCCAAACAGAUGAGACGUAAAGCUGUCAGUACCUGCACACCUCACCUGACCUCCCUCCUAAACUUUUCUUUUGGGUGUUUAUUUGAAAUACUUCAGAGCAGGUUUGAUAUGACCAGUGUGCCCAGUGUGGUGCGAAUCUUCCUGUCUCUAUAUUUUCUCAUCAUUCAACCACUUUUCAAUCCAAUUAUGUAUGGAAUACAAAUGUCCAAAAUAAGAAAAACAUAUAGACGUGUGUUGUGUUUU